Messenger RNA from Lachancea sp. 'fantastica', 372 nucleotides. Lineage: Eukaryota; Fungi; Ascomycota; Saccharomycetes; Saccharomycetales; Saccharomycetaceae. The record is from the annotation of a GenBank genome assembly.
AUGUCUGAACAUAUUGAUGAGCAGUUGACGAAUGCUGGAAUGCAGGCGUUGAAGGAGAAAGCACGGGAAGAAAAGGACGGUGGUAUUGGGAAUGGUGAGGAUGUGGUGGCAAACGUGGCUAUAAGCCGAGUUUCCAAGAAAUCUGGACUCAAAAAGAAGAAGAAAGACCGGUGCUAUUACGACAAAUGUGGAUCUACAGCUCUCAAAUUCAUAGGUGACUGUCAGUUUUGCCAAGGCCAUUUUUGCUCACGACACAGAAUCAUGGAAAACCAUGCUUGCCAAGGACUCACAUCCUGCAAGGAACAAAUGCAUCAGCGAAACGCGGAUAAACUCGCCGCGGAACAAACCAUAGUAUCGAAAAUUCAAAUCUGA